Clonostachys byssicola is the source of this 303-nucleotide messenger RNA. The record is from the annotation of a GenBank genome assembly. Lineage: Eukaryota; Fungi; Ascomycota; Sordariomycetes; Hypocreales; Bionectriaceae.
AUGCAGAUUCUCAAGGCAAUUGAGGUCCAACAAGCCUGGCGCUGGCAAGUUCAAUCUCUGGGAGCACCUGAUGAGAGGUGUAAGUCUAUGCUCCCUCCCAUCCACCUCGUCGACUACUCCCCUCUCGAGGCCAGUGUCUGCCGGGGCACCGACUUUGUCAUCGUCCGCGAGCUCGCCGGCGGCAUCUUACCUCGGCGAGACGCAAGUCUGGUUACUCGACAAGGUAAAAACACCGAAGAAGCCAAGACAGUCGAGGUCAGCGACGAGAUCGUCCACCAGCUGACGAGCAUCCUCAAGACGUAG